This is a messenger RNA of Nezara viridula (southern green stink bug), 1122 nucleotides long. The record is from the annotation of a GenBank genome assembly. NCBI's taxonomy places the organism in Eukaryota, Metazoa, Arthropoda, Insecta, Hemiptera, Pentatomidae.
AUGCCGUCUGCAACUCUUCCCAAGAGGCCGAAGCCUUUCUUUAUUGUCCAUCCGAUUGAAGGAGUUGUUAGCCUCCUUGAAGAGUUUACUUCCAACUUACCAUUCAAUGUUUAUGGUUUCCAAUACACAAAAGAUGUCCCUGAUGAUAGUAUUCGGUCUAAGAAGGGUGAUGCUGAUGAGUGUGAUGCCUUCGCUUACUACAUUACUCUAAUUAAGAAUGUUGAUUACCUGGAAUAUAGUAAGCUCCAAGAAGAGUUCAAAGCCUUGCCUGACUUCAAUUCUAGAUUGGAACUGUGUGCUCAAAAACUGAAAGAUUACAGUGAAUCAGAAGAAGAUUUGAAGGCUGCUAUUGUAGCAUUCUAUAAAAAAUUAAUUGCCAUUGAUAGAUAUAAAGCAUCUGCUAUUUUUGAAGGAAAGGUUGUUCUCUUUAAGACUGAAGAAAGUUCUCUUGUUAUUGAAAGUGAUUAUGGACUCAAAAAGAUCUGCAAACACAGCCCUGAGAUUCAUUCCUUUUCAACCACUCACCAGGACAUCAUCAAAGGCCAAGUCGCUAAGGAAAUAGCUGACAAGAUCAUCAAGCUGUGAAAUCAUGAUAUACUACUUUCAAGUGUAAAAGAAAAGAUCAUUGAAAUAUUUGAAGAAAGAAAAUUAAUUGAACUAAUUAUGCUUACAAAGAUCAGGCAUAGAUGCACAAGUUACAAAAUUAAUAUGCUUAAUGUCUGCUAUUCUAUUGUAUAGGUAGUAUAUAUCUAGAUUAAGAAACUCCCAGUGUAUUGUAGUCAUGAUAGAACUCUUAUUAUUAUUAAGUGAAAAAUCAUAGAAACUUUUUUUUUUUUCAUCAUGUAAAUACUAUUAGAUUGUAUAGUUAUGACAUUAACAUAUUUUACAACAUUAUAAUAUUUUUUGAAGUAUGUCUGUUUUACUAAAAUCUACUUUGUUGUGAUGAUUUUUCAUUUAUACAACCAUUUGUGAAUGUUACAUUUGUUUAAUUUAUUAUUAUUAUAUAAACCAAAUUUCAUAUUAUUAUGGUCAUAUUUUUUUUAAUGUAUGCUUAAUUUUAUUAGUUAUUCCUGGCAUACGUUUCAAUUAAAAAAAAAAAAAAAGCAGCUCAUUUUAAUUAUG